AUGGGGAUCAACCUCGACCAAUUGCUCUCGAGCCCGAUGCCGCUCAAGGGCUUCACAUGCGACAUCGUCCAGCCAAUGAGAGCCAUCACACUAUCCGUCUUGGCUGGGAAGUCUCCCAGGACAUCAGCCACGAUGGUCGACUUCCUUGGAGUGAAGGCCCCCUCAUCGUACAAUGCAAUACUGGGUCGUCCAACCCUGAACAACCUAAGAGUGGUAACCUCCACUUACCACCUCAAGAUGAAACUCUCCACGGACUUGGGGGUGGGAGAGGUCCGCGGCGGGCAAGUGCUAGCCCGGAAAUGCUACGCCCAGGAGCUAAGGCAUGAAAUUAAGGAUGUCAAGAUGAUCGGGGAAGCAAAGGAGGCAGCCAGACCACCUUCGCUGUCGACCCUAGCCGAAUGGGAUGAGAAAAUUCGAGACGAGCAGGCAUUGUAG
Molecule: messenger RNA, 435 nt
Organism: Juglans microcarpa x Juglans regia
Lineage: Eukaryota; Viridiplantae; Streptophyta; Magnoliopsida; Fagales; Juglandaceae
Exons: 1
Coding region: 1-435 (144 amino acids)
Source: RefSeq, a predicted model, not a curated record